This is a messenger RNA of Rhincodon typus (whale shark), 3807 nucleotides long. It is a transcript of the gene zmat4a, whose product is annotated as zinc finger, matrin-type 4a. Lineage: Eukaryota; Metazoa; Chordata; Chondrichthyes; Orectolobiformes; Rhincodontidae. Gene Ontology annotation, molecular function: zinc ion binding; nucleic acid binding. The record is from RefSeq and is a predicted model, not a curated record. The transcript is spliced from 7 exons. Gene Ontology annotation, cellular component: nucleus. The coding region runs from base 4 to 855 and encodes 283 amino acids.
UCAAUGUUAUAUUUAUACAGAGAGGAGAAAAAAAGAUACGGUGAUGAUUUUAUCCCCUCCUGCCUUCUUACUCCUGAAUGUUUACAUCGAAUGGCUUACAGUGUCUCUGUCAAACUACAACACAAUCUCUGUGUGCUUCCUUCUGGGUAUUACCGAGAGGCUGGAUUGCAACUGCAGAUGAAGUCUGCUGGAACAGUUGACCAGAAUUUAUUUACUGACACCUACUGUAAGGUAUGCAGUGCUCAGCUGAUUUCAGAGUCUCAGAGAGUGGCACAUUAUGAGAGCCGAAAACAUGCCAGCAAGGUUCGACUUUACUACAUGCUUCACCCAGUUGAUGGAGGAUGUCCAGCAAAGAAGCUCAGAUCUGAAAAUGGAAGUGGUGAUGGAGAUGUGGACAAGAACAAAUGCUGCACACUGUGUAAUAUGUCAUUUACCUCUGCAGUGGUGGCACAGUCACAUUACCAAGGCAAAAUUCAUGCUAAAAGGCGCAGGCUGUUGCUGGGAGAGGAGCCACCUUUUGGAACAGAACCAAAGCAGAUUUCCUCAAGACCUAGUCCAAUGACAAAUCCAUCACGACAGAGAAGAGAUUCAGACAGGUUCUGCCAACUCUGUAACGCUUGGUUUAAUAAUCCAAUGAUGGCCCAACAACACUACGAUGGUAAGAAACACAAGAAGAAUGCAGCACGAGCAGAUUUAUUGGAACAGCUCGGUCAGACCCUAGAUCCUGAAGCACUCCGAGCACUAAAGCGCAGUUACACUUGCAGUUUGUGUCAUGUGAUCCUGAAUUCCAUCGAACAGUACCAUGCUCAUCUCCAGGGAUCAAAGCAUCAGACUAACUUGAAAAACCAAUUGUGAGAUCCUUCGAGAGCAAAAUUAUUUAUUGAAUUCAACUUCAAGAUAUUCUGUUCUUCUUCAGGGCAUCCAAAUUUUAUUCAAUGCAGAGAUGAUCAUCUUUCUCAAGAAGCAUUGGACACCUUCAUAAACUGGUGUUUCCUUUUUUCCCCAAAGUAGAAGUAUCUCAAGGGAUAUCUGUCACUCUGUGUUGGAAGCAAAUUCCAUUGGUUAUAAACUCGGCACAAGAGUAAACAACAUGUUUUGAAGGAAACUCGUGUCUCUUCAAGCACAUAUUUUCAAGCACUACAGUUGUUUGUCACCCAGAUCAUUCCAGGCUGAUGGAUAAACAAGACUGCAUUCCAGCCAAAAAAUACCCGAAGCAUUCUUUUGGAAGUUUUGACAUUUUUGAAGGGCUGCAUUGAAGGAUUUGCAUUUGUACAGCAAAUUCCAUGACAGAAUGUUCUGAAGUACUUGAGUAUCAAUUCAGUAUUUUUCAAGUAUGUGAUUUUUGUAAUGUAGCAAAAUGCAAAGUGGGUACAGCAAGAUCCCACAGGCUGCAGUGAGAUCAUACUUGCGAACAACACCAGCAGAAUUUGCCUGCUGCUUAAUUUUGUUGGGAGAACACUUACAUCCACCUGAGAGAGUAGAUGGAAUUUUGUUUAAUGUUUCAUCUGUAACUUGCACCUCUGACAGUGCACCUCUAUCUCAGUAUUGCACCAAAAUGGCAACCUAGACUCUGUGCUUAAAUCUGUGGACAGUAUUUUGAGCCCAGGAUCUACUGGCUGAGAGUUGAGAGUACAACAAAGAAAUUGGGUUUAAUGGAUGGGGAAACAGUCUUUCCUGGAUUGCAGUCUGGCUCAAUAUAACAGGAUGAAAAUCCCUUCCUCUUUGAUUGAUGGGACCUAAGUCGGCAUUGUCAAUAUAGUUUCCAGUUUUUUCAAGUCCAAGAAUUAAAAAUUCCCAGUUGUUCGAAGGUCAGAGAAAGGAAGCAGUGCACUUUAUGUCCAGAUGCUUUCCACGAUCUAUUUAAAACAGAUUAUUACUGUUACGAAGUUAAUUAAACUUAUUGACUAGCUUUUUAGUAACAGGUCAUUCGGAGGGUGAAGGUGGGCAUCUGUCACGUUCAAAGUUUUACAUUGAAGUGUUGAUCACAUUUGUUCUCAUACAUACCAAGUAUGUUUCUUGUGAGGACUGGGGUGCAUUAUUCAGUUUUGUAACCCACUGGCAGCACCUAACAUGUCAGAUCAGACAUGGUCUGCAUUCGUCUUGGUUCUAAACUUAGUAAACUUAGAUGAAUGCCCUGAAUUGAGGCCAGAUACUUUAUAUCAAUUUGCCUCUCUGACCUACAUUAACAAUUUUCUGCCAGAUCAUAAAUGGGUUUUGUGCUGAAGGCCGCAUCCACUCUUAGCUGAGUUGAGACUGUUGAAAGAGGUUUCACACGAAACCUUUACAAUCAACAAAGUUCUCACCUGACAAGCUUGGCAGUAUUCAAUCAGCUUGCUUGAUUACAAUGCAAUUAAGAUAGAAACUGAAGCCUGGACCUAUGAGCAUGUGCUCACAAAUAUGAUCUCAUGUUAUAUUAGCUAGCAUGAUGAGAACUUCAAAAGUUUUCAUAUUUCUAUCUGCAGAUAUUUUCAUACCUGCUAUUUAAAGGAUUAAUGUCUUUUGAAUGGUCAAAGGGCCUUCAUGGAUAAUUUCUAAUGUGCUAGCUUCAAUACUUGUUGUCUCGGUCAAAUGCACUAAGUCUUCUCAGAAUGAACCCCUUUGUUUGCAGAGAACUGAGAUGUGGCUUUGUCAACUUGGAAUGCAAUGAGAGCUCUGGAAGUUAUUUGAAGUAUGCUGUUAAAGUUUCACAAUUUAAGAUAGAUACAUAAUCUCAGUUAACAAGGAAAAAAAACAGUGUAAAUACUCUUAAGUCCCCAGUACCAAGAAUGCUAAUUUUUAUUGCUAAUUUUUUUGAUAACAUAUAGAUACGAACACCGUGAGGAAACCCUUUAAUCAUCGUGAUGCAAAAAGCGCCAUAUGCAAAAAAAAUCAUUUUCUUCAACAUUACAUAUUUCAGUUAUCAAGGGAGAGUUUUAAGUCCUGAUUAACUCUUUGACAACUAAAAAGUUUACAUCACUCUGAGGAACCGUGUCUGCAUAAAAUUUCUCAAUCAAGUUGAAUUGAACAUCUCAUGAACCUAAAUAUUUUUUUAAAAAUGCUAAAAUGAUGACUGCACAUGUUCACUGAUUGCCUGGACUGUUGGAACAUUUGACAAAGUUACAAAGAGAGUGUACUGUCAAUGAUAGGGGUCAAUCAGUCUUGUCAUUCAAAGCUUGCAUUCUGUCAAAUAAUUGAGCAGAACCAGUCAGACUCCAGAACAAAGCUCUCGACAGUUCCAAAAUAAUCAAGACAUGGAAAUGUUGAGAAAUUAAAUAAAUUUUGAUGAUUAAAAGAACAUGCUGGAAAAGCACAACAGAUCUGGAACUGCCCACAGACACUCUGCAUAGUAGACAGAAGAGUCACUGCUUCUUAUCCAAGGCCAGCAUUUCAAGUAAUCCAAUCAGAAGUCUUCAAAAUAUUCAAACCUACAAAAUUAGAGCUGGAGAAAGUUUUACAGAAUGACUAAUGUAGCUAGGUUUCGGGGUCCAGAUGAAGCUGUGAAUUAUCUAGUGAAUAUUUUUCAACUUUAGGCCAGUAAUUCACAACAGGAAAUCUGUUGGACUGUGUUGAGGUGGUAGUGGCAUGAAGCCCUCAUCAGUAAACUGCUGCAACCCUCUGAGGUGUACAGAUCUCUGUGUAAAUCCAUGCUGCUGCUUUUGUUUGACAACUUAUUGGUUAAUUCCCAGUGUUCUCCCAGGGAGAAACUGUUAUGUUCCUGGCUUUGGAUGUAUGACCGAAUUUGACAAUGUACUGUAAAUAAAAUGCAUUUAGUUUCCAUGACAAUCCGUGCAUUUCCUGGUUGCAAUAAACUAUGAUGUUGACCAAGUA